Micropterus dolomieu (smallmouth bass) is the source of this 793-nucleotide messenger RNA. It is a transcript of the gene ufc1, whose product is annotated as ubiquitin-fold modifier conjugating enzyme 1. Gene Ontology annotation, cellular component: cytoplasm. The transcript has a single exon. The coding region runs from base 117 to 632 and encodes 171 amino acids. Gene Ontology annotation, molecular function: UFM1 conjugating enzyme activity. Gene Ontology annotation, biological process: protein K69-linked ufmylation. NCBI's taxonomy places the organism in Eukaryota, Metazoa, Chordata, Actinopteri, Centrarchiformes, Centrarchidae. The record is from RefSeq and is a predicted model, not a curated record.
GCGCGGUGUCAGACCGGAAGUCCACGUCAGACUUCAGACCAGCUCUCUGACUAACUGAGCCGAACCCGGACCCGGACCCGUUUAAAACCAGAACUUCUCUGUUCUUCGGACACAAAAUGGCGGACGAGGCCACGCGCAGGGCCGUGUCGCAGAUCCCGCUGCUGAAGACGCACGCGGGGCCGCGGGACCGCGCGCUGUGGCCGCAGCGGCUGAAGGAGGAGUACCAGGCUCUGAUCCACUUCGUGGAGCAGAACAAGGCGGCCGACAACGACUGGUUCCGCCUCGAGUCCAACGCGGACGGCACGCGCUGGACCGGCACGUGCUGGUUCAUCCACGAGCUGCUGCGCUACGAGUUCCGGCUGGAGUUCGACAUCCCGGUCACGUACCCGGACACCGCGCCCGAGGUGGCGGUCCCGGAGCUGGACGGGAAGACCGCCAAGAUGUACCGCGGGGGGAGGAUCUGCCUGACGGACCACUUCGCGCCACUCUGGGCUCGGAACGCGCCGCGUUUCGGCCUGGCGCACCUCAUGGCGCUGGGACUCGGACCGUGGCUAGCAGUGGAGGUCCCGGACCUGAUUAGUAAGGGGCUGGUGGUCCACAAGGAGCAGCAGCGCGAGGCGGCGGCGGAGUGACGUCACUGGACGAAAUGUUAAAGACGCGGACCUGAAGCCGAACGGGGUCUGGUUCAGAGACCACCGAGACCGGACCGUGUGGUGACGAAAUGAACUGAUGAAUGCUGACAUUUAUUUAGAUGUAAAACAUAAAGAAAUAAACACGAAAUAUUCUUCUGUGA